AUGGCUAAAUACGUUCCUCGUCAGCGAAAGCACAAAGUGCUUGCUCGUGAACGAGCAAAAGAAAACGCACAGCACGAAGUCCAGGACUCAAACCAGGACGAGCUUCUUCCCACGGCCAAGGCUGAUCGCGAGGCCAAGAAGGCCCAGCUUAAGGCAGAGCUUCGACAGGAUGGCGCGAAAAUGAGCGGCAAAAAGGCCAAGCGUCUGGAGAAGUAUAUUGAGGGCAAGCUGCGCAAGGAUGAGAACCGCGAAUUGAUAGCCAAGCUUGCUGAUCGCCGGGUUGAUACGAGCUUGUUCUCAAGUAGUCGAUCGCUCGGACAAGGUCGCGAGACCAAGAGGGAGGCAUUGAGUCGGGCAAUGAGAGAGGAGAAGGCUGGCUUGGAGGGUGGCGAAGAAGAGAGGGAGAAGAUCCUUCUUGAGAAGCGAAAAGAACGACAGGCAGACGAAGACGCUUCUAGCGAUGAGAGCGACGCAUCUGAACAGGAGGAGCCAAAGCCAUCUAAAUCAACACCCACGCACAGCGAGACAGCUCAGCCGAAACCAGCAACUGGUGCGCCAGCGCUUGGCUCCGGCCUCAAGAGACCACUCGACGUCGACGACGAAGGACGGCCCGUGAUAAAAAAGCGACAGAAGCGAGGAGGAGUGAAAUCAAAGUUCUCGCUAGCUCAAGUCGCGGCGGCACCCGAGCCAGAGCCCGAGUCCGACAGUGAUGGAAGCGAUAGCGAGAGUAACAGCGACGAGUGGAACGGGCUCAGUGACGAUGAGGCCGAAAAGGGAGCUCAAAUUAAGGAAGAUAGCGAAAGCGAAGAGGUGGCUGAGGAAGAAGAUGAAUCCAGUGAAGAAUCUGAGGAAGAAUCCGACGAUGAGGAUAUGGAAGACGCCGAUGACAACAAAGCGCAAAGGUCGUCUUCAUUCAAGGCCUGGGCGCAUCAACAACGAAACGAAGCCCUUGGAUAUUCUUCAAUUGAAGAUUCGACGACCAACCUCGAAAUUCCCAAACCAGAUAACUUCGUUCCUCGAGCCGCCGAGCAAGAUCCUUUGCCUAUGGAACUACAACCGACACAAAAUAUCAACCGAAAAGUAUACAGCGUGCCGGUCAUCAGAACGACAGAAAUUCAGGAGGCGCGAUUGAAGCUUCCUGUGGUAUCUGAGGAACAAAGGUUGAUGGAGGCGAUCCACAGCCACGACAUUGUUGUUGUGUGUGGUUCUACCGGUUCCGGAAAGACGACCCAGAUCCCGCAAUUCUUGUAUGAGUCUGGUCAUGGCUCUCCUGACUCGCCUACUCCUGGUAUGAUUGGUAUCACGCAGCCUCGCCGAGUUGCUGCAGUCAGUAUGUCGAAGCGAGUUGCUGAAGAACUUGGAGAUAAGUCUGAAGUAGUCGCCUACCAGAUUCGUUUCGAGGGCACAGUUGACCCUAAGACGGCCAUUAAGUUUAUGACUGACGGUGUGUUGCUACGCGAGAUUGCGCAGGAUAUUACUCUUAAGAAGUAUUCGGCCAUUGUUAUUGAUGAGGCUCAUGAGAGGAGUGUCAACACUGAUAUUCUAAUUGGUAUGCUCAGCCGAGUGAUUAAGCUUCGAGCAGAGCUAGCAGCCGAGGAUCCCACAAUCAAGCCCCUCAAGCUCGUUAUUAUGUCUGCCACACUGCGAAUAGAGGAUCUCACCAUGAACCCUACUCUUUUCGCAACACCACCUCCUGUUCUGGAAGUCGAGGGCAGACAACAUCCUGUUACCAUCCAUUUCUCUCGAAGAACACAGCACGAUUACGUCGAGGAGGCAUUCCGGAAGAUUAGCAGGGGCCACAAGAAGUUGCCACCUGGUGAUAUCUUGGUAUUCCUGACUGGCCGUAACGAGAUUCUGCAACUCAGCAAGCAACUCAAGGCUGCAUUUGGCGGUCCUAAAACCGCCGAGGGACCCAAGGUGCAACUUUCCGCCAGCGAAGCGCCAGUUGAGGCAGAAGAUAUCGAGUUUGGAGAUGUGGACGACCGCAACGGUGACGAUUUUGACGAGAUCCCCACAGACGAUGAAGAUGAGGAUGAGAAUGAAUUUCAGAUUGAAGAGGAUCAAGAGGUCGCGCCGCUCAAGAUGCGGGUUCUGCCUCUUUACUCCUUGCUUCCAACACGCGAGCAGAUGCGAGUCUUUGAGCCAGCACCCGAGGGCACACGAAACAUCAUCUUGGCGACAAACGUGGCGGAAACCAGUUUGACUAUUCCCGGAAUUCGCUAUGUCUUUGAUUGUGGACGGUCGAAGGAGAGACAAUAUGAUCGCCAGAGUGGCGUGCAGAGCUACGCCAUCGGUUGGAUCAGCAAGGCCAGCGCAAACCAGCGAUCUGGUCGUGCUGGUCGUACUGGCCCUGGCCACUGCUACAGACUCUACUCCUCUGCAGUUUAUGAAAGAGAUUUCCCGGCAUUCACCAACCCUGAGCUGUUGCGAAUGCCUAUUGAAGGCAUUGUGCUCCAGCUUAAGGCGAUGAAUUUGCAGCAUGUUGUCAACUUCCCUUUCCCCACGCCUCCCGACCGACGCGCUCUUGCUAAGUCUGAGAAACUCCUGACAUAUCUCUCUGCUAUCUCUUCAACUGGUCAGGUUACUCCUAUUGGUCAAACCAUGUCUGUGUUCCCCCUAUCUCCCAGGUUCGCUCGUAUCUUGUUGGUCGGUCAUCUCCACGACUGCAUUCACUAUACUAUCGCUCUUGUUGCUGGUCUCUCAGCUGCUGAGAUCUUCAUUCCCGAGAAUCAGGCUAUUCCGACACUUGCUGCAAAGGAGGAUGGUGCCAUCCGCACAACGUCAGAUGUCAUCGCUGAGGACCGCCAAGCUAACAUCCGGAAGAUGUUCAACGAAGUGCACAAGAACUUCUGCUACUUGGACGACAAGUCCGAUGCCAUCAAGCUCCUACAGGUCGUGGGAGAAUUUGCCCAUGAGCCUACUGAGGAAUGGUGUGAGAGUCACUUUGUCCGAUUCAAGGUGCUUAAGGAAAUUCAGCAGCUGCGACGACAGAUCACAGAGUUGCUAAGGACUAAUGUGUCUGCGUUUACAAACUUGAAGUACCAGGAUAAGCUGGAUCCUCCAUCGCCUAAACAGGUGGCUGCUCUCAAGCAGAUGGUUGCAGCAGGUUUCGUGGAUCAGGUCGCCAUCCGAGCAGAUCUUACACCGAACCCCCCUGAGCAGUUCCGUAAGCCCCGUCGUACCAUCGAUGUUCCUUAUAUCCCCUUGAUCCCCAUUCACGGUGGUCAGGAGGUCGAGAGCGACCGUGCAGUUUACAUACAUCCCACAUCACCUCUCGCCCAUAUCAGCAUUCAAGAAUGUCCGGAGUACAUCGUCUACUCAUACCUUCAACGAGCUGCACAAGCAGUUGACGCGGAGAGACGACCCAAGACCAGAAUGCAUGCUCUCACAGACGUGACAGGCGGACAACUAGCAGGAUUGGCGAAGGGCACACCCCUUAUCACAUAUGGAAAGCCGAUCAAGGAGCUAAAGUCUACAGCGAACACAGAGAGUGCUACAGUACGAGAGUGUUUUGUGGUUCCUUACCUGCGAGCUGAGGGUACGGGUGGACAGGGGUGGCCUUUGCCUGCUAAGAAGGUGAAGCAACGAAAAGUUCCCGGCAAGGGAUGGGUUGUGGAGUAG
Molecule: messenger RNA, 3621 nt
Organism: Fusarium sp. VM40
Lineage: Eukaryota; Fungi; Ascomycota; Sordariomycetes; Hypocreales; Nectriaceae
Source: the annotation of a GenBank genome assembly